AUGGCGUCGUCCUUGGUUAAACAAGAGUUGCCACCUAAAGGUGGUUACCCUGCUAUAGAAUACUCCAGAAACCUUCCGAAAAGAGGUCCCUCUGGAUUAAUGAUAUUUAUUGGUGGUGCUGCUGUGAUGGCGUUUGGUUUUUAUCACGUUAUCAAGGGAAAUAGGCGACGCUGGUGAGUUAGUAUAGGUUGCUCGAUCAAAUAUAAGAUUCCAAGUCUUGGUAAAUAUUAGGCGAUCUUAAAUUGGUUUUUGCCUUUACACGAGCUUUGUAUAAGGGCCUAAUUGUCUUAAGUAAAAUUUUCGUUUCAGAGUUAAACAUCUUGUACUUUCUUACGUUGAAAGUUGCGUGUUAUUGAACUAGUGCAGUUGAGACUAUAAAGUAAAAGAGAUGAUGAACGAUCGUGUUACUAAAUGCUAAAAUGGUACUAGCUGUAGCUAGUUUGGUAGCCUAAAAUAGCCUGACAGCAUGGUCUUUAUUUCAUAAUUCUUUCUUUUCAGUGAACUCAUGACAGAAAAAAUGAAUGCAAGAAUUGGAAUACUUCCACUUCUGCAAGCUGAACAUGAUAGAAAGUAUGUAUUUUUACUUGUGUGACCUGUAUAGCUGUCAGAUGGACUAAAAUUUUGCUGGACUCAACACCUUUGCCACUGGAGAUCUAAAUCUGGAGACCCUUUCUUUUGCAGUACUUGCUCCCCCAAUAUCGCUCUUCUACUUUGUCUACCGGACUCCGAUGGAGUAAAAAAAAUACCUCUGUGUCUCUGUUUAGGGGUUUGAUAUGUUUGAUGUUGUUUCAUGGUUUUUUCUUUUUUUCUACGUCAUAUAUGUCCAGCACAUGAGAUAAAUACGUAAAUCUGCCCCCUCCCCCCUCUGAUGUAGUGAACCAUACGUGAGGCUGGGAUAUUUGGGUCAUAUCCUGGAGAGUUGGCAUAUGUGUAACUUAGGAUGACCUAGGAUGGGUUCAGAUGCGAAAUUUUCCAUGGGCUGAGGCUAAUGCCUUAAAUUAUUUCCUUAUCUGGAAUGGCUAACAAAUUCUUGCUAGUUGGCUCUGCUGCGUUGAUCAUUUUUGAAUGGCUUUCAAUCAGAUGUUAUUUAAACUUUUCAUGCAGAGCCUAAUGCAUAAGUUAUUUUUAAAAACAUAUUUGGUUCAUUUAAAUUAAAAUAUUUUUACAUAGCCCUAAUUUGAUUCUGGUUUGGCUCAUGGAAAGUUUGGUUUCUAAACUGUCUUAGGAAAGAAUGUGGUACUGUGUAAUUAUCACCUACAUAUGUAAGUUCGCCCUUAAUUUGAAGAUUAUAUAUUGAGUGGUGAAGUAAUCUUAAUACUGAAUCUUGUGCAUAAACAUGCAGAUUGUUUUCUAGUUGUGCUGAUUGAUUACUUUGUAGCUUAUGAGAACAAAGCAUGAAUUGGAAGGAUUGUGAGUUUUGCAGACGUAGUUAUAAUGUUUUUAAGUAUAAAAUUUUUGUUACUAGAUGUUUGCGAGCACUAAAAGAAAAUGAAGAACUUGAAGCACAAAUUAUGAAAGACGUGCCAGGGUGGAAGGUUGGAGAGAGUGUUUACCACACAGACAAGUGGGUUACACCUAUUGCUGUACAAGUUAAUAAGCUUUAACCAGAGUAAAGGAUUGGAGCUAGCAGACGCAGAAUAACCACUGUGGAUGUGCUAUUGAUGAGUGAGAAAUUUACAGUUUUUGCAUGUUGUAGAAAGUUUAACCCACAACUUAUAAUAAGUACUUGUGG
Molecule: messenger RNA, 1732 nt
Organism: Porites lobata
Lineage: Eukaryota; Metazoa; Cnidaria; Anthozoa; Scleractinia; Poritidae
Source: the annotation of a GenBank genome assembly